UGGAUGCUGCAGGGCGGGCGUAGCUCGCAGACGGUGACCAGACAGCUCUGUCCGCUCAUCCUUUGGACCCGUCGGGAGGGUCGCCUGGCAUCUAACGGGGGCGAACAGCCAGCCUGUGGGUUUAGCUAGUUCCGUUUCUAGGCAGGGGGUGCUCCUAAACGUGUGUUCAAACAGGGGCACAUGUGAAUGGAAGGACGCCUCUCGCCCGCCCCCUCUGCCCUUUGAAUUAUUCAGCGAAGAAGAAAAGCUGGAACCAGUUGCGAGGUUCUUAAGAAGCUGUUGGCAGUUUAAAAGAGGAAUCGCAGCUCAGGGUGUAUCUGCUAACCCCACCUUUGCUCUGAUAAACCGUUAUCGCAGGCUUUUGUGUUUCAAAAACGUGCAAAAUCUGUUUGAUUAGAGAUGGAAAUGGGGCAAUAGAAACAGGUGGUGUGUGUGUGUGUGUGUCCUGGAAAGUAAAACCUCAUCCAAAACACUUAUCUCAAACUAUUUCAAACUAUUACCACCAGUUUCAAAUAUGUACUGCAAUGGCUGCAGGAGUCUUGUUGCAAAGUGAAUUACCUUAUUGUUCUCUGGUCAACAGCAGUUCCUAUCUUGCAGCCAUGAGUUCAGGAGAAGGCAUAAUCUCCCUAAAUGCCUUCCUGGAAGCAGUGAUGGGCUGGAUGAGAGAUAACAAGCUGAGGCUGAAACCAGAUAAAGACAGAGGAAGAUCUAGGCGCCCAACUGCAAAAUACACGAAGGUUGGCGAACGCCUUCGCCAUGUUAUUCCUGGUCAUAUGCAGUGUUCCAUGGCAUGUGGUGGCCGUGCUUGUAAAUAUGAAAACCCAACUCGGUGGAGUGAUCAAGAACAAGCUAUUAAAGGGCUUUACUCUUCCUGGAUAACAGAUAACAUUUUAGCCAUGUCUCGACCCUCAACAGAAAUUAUUGAAAAGUAUAAUAUUAUCGAGCAGUUCCAAAGAUGUGGCAUAAAAACAGUAAUUAACCUUCAGCGUCCUGGGGAGCAUGCUAGCUGCGGGAAUCCGCUGGAACAAGAGAGUGGUUUCACCUACCUUCCUGAAGCUUUCAUGGAGGCGGGAAUUUAUUUUUAUAACUUUGGAUGGAAGGAUUAUGGUGUGGCUUCUCUCACUACUAUCCUCGAUAUGGUAAAAGUGAUGACUUUUGCCUUACAGGAAGGGAGAGUAGCUAUUCAUUGUCACGCAGGACUUGGCCGAACAGGUGUCUUAAUAGCUUGUUACUUAGUUUUUGCAACAAGAAUGACUGCGGACCAAGCAAUCCUUUUUGUUAGGGCAAAGAGGGCAAAUUCUAUUCAAACCCGAGGACAGUUGCUGUGUGUAAGGGAGUUUUCGCAGUUCUUAAUUCCUCUGAGGAAUGUUUUUGCUUCCUGUGAACCUAAAGCACACGCAGUCACUCUUUCCCAGUACCUGAUCCGACAGAGGCAUUUGCUGCAUGGUUAUGAGAGCAGACAUCUCAAGCAUGUGCCAAAACUCAUUCAUCUGGUUUGCAAGCUGCUGCUGGAUUUGGCUGAAAACCGACAAGUGAUAGAGGAGGAACUAGUAGAUGUUCCAGACUUGUCAGCAGAAAUUGAAGAGACUGUUUCACAGUUAGCUUCUACCCAGCUCGAUAAAGAGUUAACAAGGCAAGACAGCAAUACUUCAGAGCCAUUCUCCCUCUCAGGAUCCAAUUCUCUUCAUGACAGUGAAAAUAAAUGCGAUCCUCUUUGGAAGAGGAGGAAUGUUGAUUAUCUUCAACCUCUGAGUCACGCAAAAAGGCGCCUGAGCUAUAGUGACUCUGAUUUAAAGAGGGCUGUGUUUGUCUCUGAACAAGGAGAGACGCCCUGGUCAGUGCCUGUGCAAGUGCCACUCUGCAAUAAGACCCCUUUGCAGAACAACAGGGAGAAUUGUCAAACUCUUCGGGUUGAGUUGAACCAAGAACUCUUAAUUCGUAGCACAUUUACUUUUGUCAAUCAGGGAAAACUGAGUUCAGAUGGAAAAGAAGGUAGUUCUCCACUUUACCUUAAAGCCAGACAUCCCAAAGAAGUACAGCGUAGUAAAACCUUUUCUACAGGCCUUACAUCUGAUCGGAAAGAAGAAAAGGAGGAAGAGGAAGAGGACGAGGAGCUAAAAGCACUAAACUAUAAUUUUGCCAGAAAAACUAAUAUGUAUGGUAAAGCAAAGUGGUCCUCUGAGGACUCGGACUCUCCUAAAGCAGAGCGAGAGCGCCGUAAAAUUAGAAACCUUUCUGAAACAAUCCCCCAUAUUGUUGUGCAGUCGGAACUAAGUCUGGAGGCACGAAGAACGUUGGCAGCCAAAGCUCUUGCAGAUCUAAAUGAAUUUACGGGAGCAGAAGAAGUAAAGCACAAGGUGGAAACGUGGCAGAAAGAGCUGAAUUCUCAAAAUGGAACCUGGGAUAAGAUAUGCACUGAGAGAGAUCCUUUUAUCCUCAGUAGUUUGAUGUGGUCCUGGAUAGAGCAACUUAAAGAACCUCUUCUAACCAAAGAUGAUAUUGAUGUGAUAGCAAAAAAUAGCACAGACUCACUGGAAGCACUCAGAUUACUAGAUAAGGAAAAGUAUCACACUAUUUUGUGUAUUUUAAGUUGCGUGGUGAAUUUGCAGACAAUACCAGAAUAUGUUGAGAAGCUUCUUCUUGAACGUGCCAUUAAAGCAUUCACAAAGAUGAAUUCCGAUUCUGAAAGUGGAGCAUAUGUUUACAACACUCUAAAGAAUGUUUUCAAACAGAUACUGGAACACCAAAGACAAAACUCUUGCGAAGGAACAGUCUUUUGAUGUUUUCACCUCUAAGCUGUAGUUCUCUGCAGCCCUCCAAACCUAUCUUCAUUUACCUACAAUUAUAUUUCGCAUCCUUGGUAUGUGUUAACUAAAUUUCCAGUUAAUGUUGGUUAUUAAAUAACUGCCCUUUAUUUUGUUUGCAUAUGUAUAUAAGCUGAUCUUUUUAAUGAGUUGCCACUUUGUGUUCAUACUUCAACAUUUUGUAUUUGUCUGUUGUAAAAUAAGAAUGUAUUUAUUUAUUUAGUUUUCUUAUAAAUAAGCUAUGUUUUUUGACAUUGAACUAUUGCCAUAUAUUUGGUGCCAUGUUAUACAAUGGUUUAUUCAGUUAAAUAUUUGUGUAUUAACAUUUUAAGUAUACACAAUGAUGUUUACAUCAAUGGUAUUACAUUUUACUUUGUUAUGAGUAAACAUUGACUUAUAUUAAUGUUUGUUGUACAUCUGUAUGGCUUUUCCUUGGUAAUAAUAAAAUAACUUAUUGUAAUGCCAAAACAAACUUUUAGGAAACAAACAUAAUUUACAGUGCAAAGAGUGUCAAUCAACAGUUCAUAUAUGUUCUUGUUAGAAAACUGGAAUUUUUGACUUUUUAAACACUGUAAAUUUAUAACUUUCCCAUUUGUUGGGGAAACUGAAAUGUGAGACUUCUAGUUUAAUGUCUCAGAAAUCAGAACAGAAAUAAAAAGAAGCAUUUAAUAUUUUCAAGA
Messenger RNA from Hemicordylus capensis (graceful crag lizard), 3484 nucleotides. It is a transcript of the gene PTPDC1, whose product is annotated as protein tyrosine phosphatase domain containing 1. NCBI's taxonomy places the organism in Eukaryota, Metazoa, Chordata, Lepidosauria, Squamata, Cordylidae. The transcript is spliced from 11 exons. The coding region runs from base 525 to 2780 and encodes 751 amino acids. The record is from RefSeq and is a predicted model, not a curated record. Gene Ontology annotation, molecular function: protein tyrosine/serine/threonine phosphatase activity. Gene Ontology annotation, biological process: protein dephosphorylation; cilium assembly.